AUGCAUGCAACAAAGUUAGCUAAUAUUGGUAUUAAAUAUCUAAGUGAUCUACAAUUAAAUGAUCUUUAUCAAUUACAAGAUGAAUUAAAUACAUUAUGGAAAAAUGGUCAAUCUAAAAUAUCAAAUAAUUUAUAUGAUAAAAUAGUUGAUAGUAUUAAUUAUGAAAUAACACAAUUACAGACUGAUCCAUAUAAUUAUACUAUUACAAAAACUGAUAAUGAAUUAAAAAAACUUGUUGAUUAUUUAGCUCAAUUAUAUUCUCAAGGAUAA
This is a messenger RNA of Rotaria sordida, 270 nucleotides long. The record is from the annotation of a GenBank genome assembly. NCBI's taxonomy places the organism in Eukaryota, Metazoa, Rotifera, Eurotatoria, Philodinida, Philodinidae.